AUGAUGUUCACGGUGUUCAAAGUGGUUGCAAUAUUUUGUGGACUAUUCGCGCUCGCUCGCGGACAGUCCACCGAUGUUCAUCGGUGUCUUAUCAGCAAAGGGAUUCUUCCAUUGAACGCUCACGUCCAUGGUUGCACCACGCCGCCGUGUCUGCUGCCGCAACUACAGGAUGUAGUCAUUGAUGUAAUUUUCGAAGCUCCGCGAACCAUCAGCAACAUGACGACGCUGGCGACCGCCAUCCUCAACUUUAUCAUCGAGGUCGACUUUCCCUACGACCUGCAAGCGAACUCCGUCACCUGCAACUUCUUCACCAACACCUUCUGCCCCGUCCUGCAGGGAGAGAUAGUGCAGUACCGCCUCAACAUGUUCAUUGAGAGCGUCUUCCCUGUGAAUACGGUGGCAACUGUCGAGUUCAAGGUGAGAGACAAUGAGGCAGGCGAAGACAUCUGGUGCGUUCGCGUACCCAUCCGAAUACUGCCUCCUCAGCCGGCUGCAGCGAGCGACUCGCUACCAGCGCUACUCACUGCGGAGUAGAAUCUGUGGAAUCUAUAGUCAAAUUUAAU
Molecule: messenger RNA, 563 nt
Organism: Bicyclus anynana (squinting bush brown)
Lineage: Eukaryota; Metazoa; Arthropoda; Insecta; Lepidoptera; Nymphalidae
Exons: 4
Coding region: 1-534 (177 amino acids)
Source: RefSeq, a predicted model, not a curated record